CAUCGGUAACAAAAACUUGUAAUGCCAAAUUGACUGCAAUUAUUGAUAGUUAAUCAAGUCAAAUUAAUUUGUUUGUAUGAAAUUGAUAUCAGAUUUUUAAGUUUUCUUGUUUUUAUUGGUUACAAAAUUCGUCAAAAUGCCACUUUGUACAGAAUGCGAGAUUUCAUUUUCCUGCAUCACGUCUCUUUUUCAUCAUCUCACAUUGCAACACAAUUCAAGACAAAACGAUACUUUCAGAUGUAAAGAGAGCAAUUGUUAUAGAACUUUUAUGAGUAUGACAAAGUUUCGUAAACAUUUAGUAACCUUUCACGUAAUUCCUAUAAAAUCCACACAGAUUAAUCGUAAUUUGUCGCAACAAAAGUACAUUGCCACCGAAAAAUUAGAAUCUUUAUCUACAAAAUUGGACUCACAGGAUGAAACCAACACUGAACAGCCAUAUAAUGCAAAAGAUAAUAAUAAUGACAACGGUAAUGAGGGUCUUCACACAGUUUUUUUUAAAUAUACCGCAAAACUGUAUGCUGACCACCGUUUACCUCGCAUUUUUGUGCAAGAGACUAUUGAAUCCACUAAGCAGUUAUUCGAAGAGAUAUUGUGCAUAUUGAAGAAAGAUAUUGAAAAUGAAAUGAAAAGUUCUAAUAUCAAACAUGACUUGAAAAGAAAAAUCCUUUCGAAAUUUGACAACACAACACUUCCAUUUACUAAUUUUGCUACGGAACAUUUAAGAUUCAAAGCUUUUCGGGAAUCGGGUUUUUUCAUUAAAGCAAAAGAAUACAUUGUUGGCGAUCGAGUAGACGAUAAGUUAAAUAAUGGCAUAAUACAGAAAAAAAUUGUCGAAGUCACAGCUCAAUGUAUUCCGAUGCGAGAAACUUUGGGGAAAUUUCUGAGCAUACCCGGAGUUUUUAAAUCUGUACACAAUAAUUAUUGCAAUCUUAUGAGUAAUGACAAGAUAAUCACAAACUUUGUUCAAGGAAAAUUGUGGCGUAAUAAAGUUAAAUCUUUUAGUCCACAUAAAAUAGUUUUGCCUUUAUUCCUCUAUUUCGAUGACUUCGAAAUAAACAAUCCUCUCGGAAGUCAUUCAGGGAUUCAGAAAUUGGGUGGAUUGUAUUUUUCUAUACCCUGUUUGCCCCCUGAAAUGAAUUCUUUGAUCGAAAAUGUUUUUGUUGCUGGUCUAUGCCAUUCCCAAGACAGAGUUGUUUUCAAAAAUCAUCGAAUAUUUCACAUUUUCAUAGAUGAAUUAAAUUAUCUGGAGUCUAAAGGCAUUGAAAUAGAAACAGAAAAAGGAAUCCAACGCGUCUUUUUUGUGCUUGGACUUAUACUGGGAGAUAAUUUGGGACUUAACGCAGUUUUAGGAUUUUCGGAGAGUUUCAAUGCUAAUUUUUAUUGCAGAUUGUGCUCAUUAUCAAAAAGUGAGAUUCAAUUUGAGUCAAGAGAGAAAAAAAUGCGGCUUGAAUCGUACGAAAGAGAUGUAAUGCUAAAUGAUGCUAAGAAAACAGGUAUAAAAGAGAGAUCUGUGUGGGAUGGCGUACAGUCUUUCCAGUCAGUCGAAAAUUAUGCUGUUUGCUUUCUGCAUGAUGGGUUUGAAGGUGUUUUGAAGUAUGUGAUGGCUCAAAUACUGCAUUAUUAUUGUUCAGAACUGAAACCCACAUCUCAGCGAUUAAGCAUUGACGUUGUAAAUGGCAGAUUAAAAUCAUUUGAUUAUCUUCAUAGCAAUAUUAGUAAUAAACCACCAAUUAUCAGCGAAAAAGAAUUGAGGAGCAAACAUUUGUCGAUGUCGGGUGCUGAAAUGCAAAACUUUGUGUACAUAUUUGCAAUGAUAGUUGGGGAUUUAGUUCCACAUGAUAAUGUCUGGCAAUUAUAUUUACAACUUCGAAAAAUCACAGAGUUAUGCUUAGCCAAAAAAUUUCAGAAGGAAUGUGGUAGUCUAAUGCGCGUUAUGGUUGAAGAAUUUAUUCUUAUGCUUAAAGAAAUAUUUCCGAGAGAAAAUGUGAAACCUAAACUGCAUAAUUGGACUCAUUACGGCACUAUAAUGGAAGAAGCUGGCCCAAUCAUUGACCUUAGCACAAGCAAAUUUGAAUCCAAACAUAAGCUAAAAAAGAAAGAAGCCAGUGCUACCACUUCUCGUGUUAAUAUAACGUACACACUUUGUUUGAAAGAGACUUUAGGCCUUUGUUAUCGGUUUUUGAACAAACGAGGUUUAGAACCGAAUAAUGAUUUCGGUUCGAUAAUUGAACAUUUUGUAUGUAUUUCGCAUUAUAUUAUAUAUCCUUUAUUAAAAGAAUCGGUUCCUCCAUCAUUUGUCGGACGUCCUUGUCUCCAAGUUUGUUGGGCACAAGUAAAUGGCCAAAUAUACCGGAAAAAAUCGUGCGUGGUUAUCGAUGUAACAAAAGUACUUAUUCUGUAGAGCCUGUAUUUGGAUUUGCAGAAGCUAUAUUGAUGAACGCCCAGAAUGAGUGCCUUCUCGUUUGUAAAAUUGCAAAUAUGGUCAAAUUCAAUGAUAUGUACCAUGCAUACGAAUUAGAAAUGACUGAAAUGUUUAAGUGUAUACUCGUUGAAAAUUUAAUCGACCCGCACAUAGUUAUAACUGUGAAAAUGGGGGAUGGAAAAUUGUACGGAACUGUAAGGAGUGCACUGUGAUUGUAUUUUAAGAAUGUACUAGAUUAGAUAGCAAGUCAUUAGACAUUAAGAAAUAUGUAACAGCAAACAUUUAAAACAUUUAAAUAAUAAUUGUAACACAAUUAAAAAUACA
Rhagoletis pomonella (apple maggot) is the source of this 2746-nucleotide messenger RNA. RefSeq lists its product as uncharacterized. The record is from RefSeq and is a predicted model, not a curated record. The transcript has a single exon. The coding region runs from base 137 to 2401 and encodes 754 amino acids. NCBI's taxonomy places the organism in Eukaryota, Metazoa, Arthropoda, Insecta, Diptera, Tephritidae.